UUUAAAAACAUCCAAGUUCAAGGGGGAUCAUUUUUGAAAUAUUCAUGCUAGAGUUAUGAAUUUUUAACCAUGAUGUGGAUAAUAAUAAGUACCGGUAACAAAUAUUCGAAGUUUGAAGUAGAUACCUUAAGAAAUGAAAAAAAGUUCUAGAAAAAAAAACAACAACAUUUUUUAACAUAAAUUCUAAGUUCAAGGUGGAUAAUUAUAAAAAAAUGAGUGCAAGAGUUCUGAAUCUUGUCACACAUCUUGUGGGUGAUGAUAAGUAACAUAUAUUUGAAGUCUAAUGUAGAUGCUUUGAAAAAUAAAAAAUGAAUUAUAGCAAAAAAACAAAACAAAAAAACAACAACAUUUUUAAGGAAAAAAUCUAAAAAUGCUCAUGGGGAGAUCAUUCUGAAAUUAUUGGUGCUAGAGUUAAAAACCUUAUCACAUAUGUUGUUCACGAUAAGAAACAUAUAUUUGAACAUUGAAGUUGAUCCCUUAAGAAAGUGUAAAAUUAAUUUUUCAAGGAAAAGUUCAAGGGUAGAUAAUUCUUCUGAAAAUAUUGCUUUUUAAAUUUGUGGUUUAAUGAUAAGGUUCAUAUACUAGUAUUUGAAGUUUCAAGCUGAGACCUUAAUAAAUGAAAAAAAAGUUAUAGUAAAAAAUGUUGUACUGCACAAAAAACUUUAAUCUGAAAUCAGGACGUGGACGCCGACGCCGGGGUGAGUAAUACUUCGUAUAGUCGAGCAGCUAAUGAUAACAAGCAAUGCGAUCUUUGUUCAAAUUAAUAUUUGAUUUAAGUAUAAAGUAUAUAUGACGAGCCGAUACAAAUCCAAGAACAGUUUCCCAGUUCGGAAGCGUUAACGUAUUUUAACGGAACCGGACAGAAAAUGGAAUUUUGGACGGUACUUCCAAUAACCAUAGUGUUGUGUUGUACUGUGUUUUCAACAACUCUUGGAAUAGAAACAACAUACGUGGUUGCUUUGCUCGGACAAGAUAUACAGAACGGAUCAACGACUGCCAGCAUUGAGUAUGAGCUUGUCAUUGUUAAUGAAGAAUCUACUCAAAUAACAGUAAUAAUAACAAGUAUCGAUGGACCAGUAAAAACAUUGCCGGUGGGUUCCAAUGCAAGAGUUAGUCACAAACUUGGACAUGAAAUGGCUAUGAACGGAUCUGAAAUUAGCAACAAGUCUCUUGAAGUUCAAUCAAAUGACGGUAAGUUUGUGUUACAAGUAUUUACCAAAAGGGAUGGCUAUAUUGAAGGUCUACUGGCAUUACCAAUACAACAAAUGGAUGGACCAAACCAAGUUAUAAAUAGAACAGUUUACGAAUAUGUCGUCGCUACAUUUUGUGCGGUAGGAGGGUAUUGUCAGAUUGCUAUAGCUGCGACAGAAAACAACACGGAGGUUUUUAUCGACAUUCCAAAAAUGGUGGAAGAAAUAGCAUUUUGUAAUAAAUCCUCAUAUUUCCGCUUACAUAGGGACACAGGCUUCACGAUGAACAAAUUUGAUGCGUUUCAACUUGAGACUACAUAUGAUCUUACCGGAACAGUAAUUUUCAGUUUUAAGCCAAUUGCUGUUUUUGUUGGAUCAAGAAAUGUUACCAAUGGCAAUAUUGUUGCUCAUACAAUGGAACAACUUGUACCUUCUUCACACUGGGGGACGGAGUUUGUAGUCCAAACCUUAGGCUCUAAUGGAUAUGGUGAUAUUUUGAAGAUAGUGAGUCACUAUACAAGCACGGUGGUUACCAUGAGUGGCUUCCCGUCCUUCAACAUGACCAAUAGAUACCAGAAUGUAACUCGACGGCUGAGUAAAGGAACGAGGAGUCACAUACAGGCUUCACACCCAAUACAGGUUGUUCAAAUAUCUGGCCUAUCAUACGCGACUAAGAAUGAGAGCUCCACACUCACAAUGACUGUUGUACCGUCUGUACAGAAUGCUUGGAAUGAUUUCACUGUUUCUUGCCACGACAUGCAGACGUCAUCACAGUUUGUUGUAGUCUCAGGUAAGAAAACUCAGUUGAAACAACUGAAAUUAUGGAUAUAA
Messenger RNA from Ruditapes philippinarum (Manila clam), 2021 nucleotides. Its product is annotated as IgGFc-binding protein-like. Lineage: Eukaryota; Metazoa; Mollusca; Bivalvia; Venerida; Veneridae. The transcript has 5 exons. Bases 867 to 2021 code for a protein of 384 amino acids. The record is from RefSeq and is a predicted model, not a curated record.